Molecule: messenger RNA, 4025 nt
Organism: Oncorhynchus tshawytscha (Chinook salmon)
Lineage: Eukaryota; Metazoa; Chordata; Actinopteri; Salmoniformes; Salmonidae
Product: rho guanine nucleotide exchange factor 18
Exons: 20
Coding region: 346-3126 (926 amino acids)
Molecular function (GO): guanyl-nucleotide exchange factor activity
Source: RefSeq, a predicted model, not a curated record
AACGGCACAGGCUCGUACACGCAAACGAUUUCGAUGCAAUCCAGGAUCCUUAGCAGCUGAUACAAAGUAACAACAUUUUUACUACAGUUUGCGCUGGAAUUAGUUCGUGGGUGGGAUUUUUUUCUGGGAGAAUGCAUUGAAAGUAGAGAAAGCGUUAAUCUAUUGACACUGCGUUCACCUGCUGGGAUACUUGGCUGACCUGUAUUUCACGCUCCACACCCCCUCUCCCUUCAUCCCCUUUCCUCCCAGCAAUCCUGUAUACAGGUUCCAUCCCCCAGGCUCCCAUGGCCUCCCCAUGGCCUUGGUCCCAUCAUCCUGACCUUUAACCCCCACAUACUGUAACACAUGGAUGACCUGGAUGCUGUCAGAGGACUUUCUCCUCGACCCCCUCCUCCUGAGGACUCUGUGUCCCUCUCCUCGUCCAGCACCGACAUCAUCAACUUAGACGAUGGCCACUACAGUGCCCUGCUAGCGGAGUUGGAGGCUGAUGCUCAGGACCUAGAGGGAGAGUCCUGGAGUGUCUCUGUGGACCAGCAGUACAUAAAGAGGCUACACAAAGACGCUAUAAAGAGACAAGAUGUCAUCUAUGAGUUGAUCCAGACUGAGGUGUACCACAUGCGGACCUUAAAGCUGCUGCUGAGUGUGUACCAGUAUGAGCUGAGACGCAACCUACAGAUGGAGGAGACUAGGCUGGACAGGAUGUUCCCUCAGAUGGACAGCCUGCUGCACAUCCACCAACACUUCCUGUGGUGUCUUAGAGACUGCCGCGACGGACAGAAUCACUACACAGUCACACAGCUGGGAGCUAUACUCAUCAACCAGUUUUCAGGUGAGAUGGGAGAGAGGAUGAAGGAGAGCUAUGGAGACUGCUGCAGUCACCACACAGAUGCUGUCGGCUUCUACAAAGAACAACUACAGAACAACAAGAAGUUCCAGAACUUGAUUACGAAAAUCGGUCGGUUGUCCAUCGUGCGGCAGUUAGGAGUCCCAGAAUGUAUUCUGUUGGUGACUCAGCGGCUCGCAAAGUACCCCUUUCUGGUCGAACGCAUUCUACAGAACACUGAUGCUGACAGUGAGGAGCACGAUGCCCUGGCCCAAGCCCUGGUUCUGAUCAGAGAGACCAUCUCUGCUGUGGACUCUCAGGUCCAUGACUAUGAGAGGGCCUCUUGGUUGAGAGACAUAGGCAGCAGUUUGGAACCUCAUUCCUGUGGCAGGCUGAAGGAUGGAAGGGUGUUCAAGAGAGAGGACCUGGCAGUGGGGUCCAGAAACCUGCUCCAUGAGGGGACUGUCAACUGGCAGGCAGCCAACAGGUGGCUGAAAGGGAGUCUAUGUAUGAAGGAUGCCCAGAUCAUGCAGAGCCUGACAGAGAAGCUGCGUAUGUUUGCUGACAUGGCGGAGGCUGUAACAGGGCUGGAAGAUGUAGCUAAUCACUCUCGUCUGCUGCUCCGCAGUGACGACUUAGACCCCCAGCAGGGGGAGACACUGCUCAAGGGGGCCAUCACUGAGGUGGAGAAUCUGCAGAGCCUUCUCCUGUCCGGUGUGACUCUGAGAGACCCAUACCCCCCUCCAGAGGACUUCCUGGGAUCACUGGAAUACAGUUUGAGACCCGAAGAUCUACGGCUCCUUCGAGGGGGGCUAGGCCUUGGGGGGCUUGAAUGCAUGAACCUAGCCGCACUCAGGAGAGCCGAAACCUUAGGGGGCUAUGUCUGCAAUCCCAUUCCCCCUAUGAAGAAUGGUAAUAUACAGGCGGGAGAACGGCCAGGCAGUGUGGCGGUACAACCUCUAGACAGAGGUCAGCAUUCAAACUCUGGCCCCCAGCUACAGGACCUUGACCAGUCAGAGAGUCUGGAAAUGUCGGCUGAUGAGUCACCUGCACCAGCAUCAUACUGGACUUCUCCAUGCCCAAAUCCAUCCUUUCCUGAAGCUGAGUUCUUUGACAGAGUGCUGCUGCUCUCACAGAAACUCUACAGUCUGCUGGCCAUCGUGUCCCAGCAGGACAGCCACAUUGAGUUGCAGCGUGCCUCGCUGUCAGAGCGUGAGCAUCCGGGCCGUCCUCGUGGAAAUGUGCUCCUGGAGCAGGAGAAACAACGUAACAUGGAGAAACAGAGAGAGGAGAUGGCCAACUUCCACAAGCUGCAGACACAGCACAGACAAGAACAGGCUCGCUGGGAAGAGGAGCAGGAGUGCCACCAGUUGCAGGUGGAGGUCCUGGAGGCAGAGCUAAGACACAGAGAGGAGGAGUGUAGGAGACUGAAGGAGAAGCUAGCAGAGGAGAGGGGGGAGCUGGAGAGAUGGAGAGAAACCUACCAACAGGAUCUGGAGAGGCUGAGAGAGUCUACAAGGACUGUGGAGAAACAGAAGGAACGCCUGGAUUUACAGAUGAAGUUGAAGAAGAACAAGACCAUUGCCAAACCUGGGAGUUUUAACUUCAACACUCAGCAGGCUGUCCCCCACUCCCAGUCGUUUCGAGGGGACCUCCCACACUCUGCUUCCUUCCGAGGGGACCUCUCCCAGUCGUUCCGAGGGGACCUGAUUGGUGGUUGGACCCCGGGAGGUGACGUGACCCCCAUCCCAGCUUCUAAGGUCCACGUCCAACCUAGCCUCUCUCUAGCCACAGCUUUCCUGGAGCCACCCCCAGAGGUGCCCCUUCAUAGGGAGAGCAUCAGCCCUGCGCCCCCUAAAGCGGAGGUUCCCAUUCACCUGAUCAGCACCACCAACCAGGUGGUCCACAAGCCAGGGGCUGUGCAGCAGCAGAUCCCCACCAAGCUGGCUACCCUCAGCAGCAAGGGCAAGGAGAAGAGCAGAAAAAAGGGAUCGCACCAGCGCAUGCAUAGUGCAGCAUCUAUAGACAUGUCUCAGGUGGUGCCGAUCAGAGUGACAAGAAAAGAGGGCGGGAGUCUGCGAGGGAAGAGGACUGUGAGUCCUCACAGGAGCUACCAAACAGAUUGUUUCUUUAGUCCUCCAGAGCCUCUGUCCAAUGCCAAGCACUCCCAGACCCUAUUGUCUAGCAGCAGCAUGAGGAUGAACAGCCAGAGCCACUUCCCUCCACCCGAACCUCCCCAUCCUCCACCCUUCCCAAAAGACAUAGCACGCAAACCAACCAAGGAACGCGUAAUCUACCUGUAAGGCCACAGGAUAAGACCAAAACCCUAUGCCAGGGGUCUGCAACUGUGUGACAAAACCGGUCCACAAGUGAUUUUAUUUGGCCCUCAAAAGCAGUCUGUUUUGAUCAAAGUAAAGAUGUGAUUUUUUAAAUAUUUGGACUGAUUAGGCUUUUCUAAUUCCUUGUACUUCUUGAGUGCCUGUUGAAUUUCCAAAGACAUUUAUAUUGUUCUGAUGAGUGUUUCUGUCAUGGUUUAAGAGAAAGUGUCUCUAACCACUCACGUCUUUACUUUUAAAGGAUUCUUAUUCAUGUUGAGCAGUGGUGUUAGGAAGCUGUUUAUUAUUUUAAAUUGUUUACAGAUCUGAGGUGCCAAGUACGUUUUAUUCUCAGAGCACAUCAGAAACUACUCUAAUCUAUAUAGUCUACCUGCUGCUUGAAAUCAGAAUGUCUUAAUGAAAAUAAUGCAUUUGUCAUAGCUACAUUUACUUCCAUACAUUCUAUCUGUUAGAGGGAAUAAUAACUGUAUGGGGUUCUGGUGUAUUUUAACACUGAAUAAUAAUGACUACUGGAAAGAAAUGAUGCCAAUUCUGCUGUGGUUUCUGUCAUGAGGGAGACAGGAAUGGGUGUCAUGACUGUUUGUGCACUUGGUGGACUGUUGAAUGCAGAAGGCCUGACCACGUGAUAUCAAUGCUCAAAAUGGACUGUAGUAAGUCAAGUUUUACCACACAGCUUCCCUGUGUGUGUGAAUGUACAGAAAUGUUAGGACACUGUGUUUAGUUUGAACUGGAGCAAAUAGUUUUUCCUUUUUGCUCAUUGUGUAACAAGGUUAUGUUCUGGGAACCAAGGUAACUUGUAAAUAAUGUUUUAAUAAUAACCUUUUGAAUUAUGUUUUAAUAUGGGGGAGGUUGUUUGGAAGGUUUUG